CUACUCACAUCUCCACAAAUUAAAACAUUCUUCCAUAGUUUCUUCUUCGAAUUACAUUACUCAUAUAAUCUUCCCAUUAAGAGAAUUUUCAAUCCUAAAAAAGUCAUGGGUGUUGUUAGCUACUCUAUGGAGGUCUCCACCUCGAUCUCGCCGGUCCGGAUGUUCAAAGCCUUUGUCCUCGAUGACAAACUUGUCGCCACCAUCCUCCCGCAGGCUAUCAAGAGCGUCGAGACUGUUGAAGGCGAUGGUGGGCCCGGGACUAUCAAAUUGGUACACUUCGGUGAUGGUGGGCCCGGGACUAUCAAAUUGGUACACUUCGGUGAUGCCAGCACGUUCAACUCAGUGAAGCACCGGGUAGACGAGCUGGACAAGGAGAAGCUGAGGUACAGCUACACGAUCAUUGAGGGGGAUGCCUUGAUGGGUGCGCUCGAGAAGAUCACGAAUGAGCUCGAAUUCGAGGUGGGGCCCGACGGCGGAUGUGUCUGCAAGAACACCAGCAAGUACUAUACGAAGGAGAGUAUUGAGAUAAAGGAGGAGCAGAUCAAGGCCGGGAAAGAGAAAGCCAUGGUAAUGUUCAAGGCCAUCGAAGCCCACCUCUUGGCCAAUCCAGACUCCUAUAACUAAUUAUUCUCCUCGGUUACCGAUUUCCCAUCGUAUCAUUUAUUUGGAGUACUGUAUUUUCGGGUUUAUUAUGUCAAUAAGCGAUGUUCGAUUUUCUGUUUGCUCUUGAAACGUGAGUUGGUGUUGCACUUGCAAAUACUGCAAUAUAUAUACAUAUAUACAGUACUGUGGAAAGCUUA
This is a messenger RNA of Punica granatum (pomegranate), 800 nucleotides long. Lineage: Eukaryota; Viridiplantae; Streptophyta; Magnoliopsida; Myrtales; Lythraceae. The record is from RefSeq and is a predicted model, not a curated record.